AUGUUACUCCAGGCAGCUCUCCUGGUCGGCCUGCAGCUCUCCAUCUCCUGCUGCUGGGCUUUCAGUUGCCAAGCCACGGAGUUCUCUCCUGACUUCAGCCUGCCUGGGGAUUACCUGCUUGCAGGCCUGUUCCCUCUCCAUGCUGAGUGUCUGCAGGUGAGACGCAGACCCAAGGUGACCCUUUGUGACAGGCCCGACAGCUUCAACGGCCACGGCUACCACCUCUUGCAGGCCAUGCGAUUUGGCAUUGAGGAGAUAAACAACUCCACGACCCUGCUGCCCAAUAUCACCCUGGGGUAUGAGCUGUAUGACGUGUGUUCAGAGUCUGCCAAUGUGUAUGCCACGCUGAGCGUGCUCUCCCUGCCGGGGACAAACCACAUAGAGAUCCAGAGAAGCCUUCCCCACUAUUCCCCCAAGGUGGUGGCCGUGAUUGGGCCCGACACAACCACCCGAGCUGCCACCACUGCUCCCCUGCUGGGCUCCUUCCUGGUACCCCUGAUCAGCUACGGGGCCAGCAGCAUGAUGCUCAGCGAGAAGUGGCGGUUCCCCUCUUUUCUGCGCACCAUCCCCAGUGACAAGCACCAGGUGGAGGUCAUAUUGCUGCUGCUGCAGAAGUUCGGGUGGGUCUGGAUCUCACUGGUCGGCAGUGACGAUGACUACGGGAUGCUGGGUUUGCGGGCACUGGAGGACCAGGCCACCCAUUAUGGCAUCUGCAUUGCCUUCAAGGACACCGUGCCUUCCUUUGCCCAUGUGGGCAAUGAGAAGAUGCAGAGAAUGAUGUGUCACCUGGCCCAAGUCAGGGCCACCGUCGUGGUAGUUUUCUCCAGUCGGCAGCUGGCCAGGGUGUUUUUCGAGUCCGUGAUAUUGACCAACCUGACUGGCAAGGUGUGGAUCGCCUCAGAAGCCUGGGCCAUCUCCAGACACAUUACUGAGGUGCCCGGGAUCCGGGGCAUUGGGAUGGUGCUGGGUGUGGCCAUCCAGAAGAAGCUCAUCACUGGCCUAAAGGAGUUUGAAGAGGCCUAUGCCCAGGCAGACAAGGAGGCUCCCAGGCCUUGCUCCGAGGAUUCCUGGUGCAGCAGCAAUCAGCUCUGCACAGAUUGUCAUGCUUUCUCAGCACACACGAUGCCCAAGCUUGAAGCCUUCUCCAUGAGUUCUGCCUACAACACGUACCAGGCUGUGUACGCCGUGGCUCAUGGCCUCCACCAGCUCCUGGGCUGUGCCUCUGGAGCCUGUUCCAGGAGCCAAGUCUAUCCUUGGCAGCUUCUGGAGCAGAUCCGCAAGGUGAAUUUUCUUCUACACAAUGACACUGUGACAUUUGACAACAAUGGGGACCCCAUCAGUAACUAUAACAUAAUUGCCUGGGACUGGAGUGGGCCCAGUUGGACCUUCAGGGUCAUUGGCUCCUCCACGAGGUCUCCAGUUCAGCUGGACAUAAAUAAGACCAAAAUCCAGUGGCAUGGAAAGAACAAUCAGGUGCCCGAGUCUGUGUGCUCCAGCAACUGCCUUGAAGGGUACCGGCGAGUAGUUGUGGGUUUUCACCACUGUUGCUUUGAGUGUGUGCCCUGUGAGAAUGGGACCUUCCUCAACAAGAGUGACCUCUACAGCUGCCAGCCUUGUGGGAAAGAAGAGUGGGCACCUGAGAGAAGCCAGACCUGCUUCCCGCGCACCGUGGUGUUUUUGACUUGGCAUGAACACAUCUCUUGGGUGCUGUUGGCGGCUAAUACGCUGCUGCUGCUGUUAGUGGUUGGGACUGCUGGCCUGUUUGCUUGGCACAUAGACACCCCUGUGGUGAGGUCAGCCGGGGGCAGGCUGUGCUUCCUUAUGCUGGCCUCCCUGGCAGUGGGUAGCUGCAGUCUCUAUGGCUUCUUUGGGGAGCCCACUCUUCCCACGUGCUUGCUGCGCCAGGCCCUCUUUUCCCUCAGUUUCACCAUCUUCCUGUCCUGCCUGACAGUUCGCUCCUUCCAACUGGUCAUCAUCUUCAAGUUUUCCACCAAGGUACCCACGUUCUACCAUGCCUGGGUCCGAAACCAUGGUGCUGGCCUGUGUGUAACGAUCAGCUCAGUGGCCCAGCUGCUUAUCUGUCUAACUUGGCUUGUGGUGUGGACCCCUCUGCCCACCAGGGAAUACCAGCGCUUCCCCCAGCUGGUGGUGCUUGAGUGCACAGAGACCAACUCACGGGGCUUCAUGCUGGCUUUUGCCUACAAUGGCCUCCUCUCGGUCAGUGCCUUUGCCUGCAGCUACCUGGGCAAGGACCUGCCAGAGAACUACAACGAGGCCAAAUGUGUCACCUUCAGCCUGCUCCUCAACCUAGUGUCCUGGAUCUCCUUCUUCACCGUGGCCAGCGUCUACCAGGGCCAGUAUCUGUCCGCUGUCAAUGUGUUCGCCGUGCUGAGCAGCCUGAGCGGUGGCUUCGGCGGUUAUUUCCUUCCCAAGUGCUAUGUGAUCCUUCGCCGCCCCGAUCUCAACAGGACAGAGCACUUCCAGGCCUCAAUCCAGGAAUACACGAGGCGUGGUGGCUCCACCUGA
Molecule: messenger RNA, 2526 nt
Organism: Galeopterus variegatus (Sunda flying lemur)
Lineage: Eukaryota; Metazoa; Chordata; Mammalia; Dermoptera; Cynocephalidae
Gene: TAS1R1
Product: taste receptor type 1 member 1
Exons: 6
Coding region: 1-2526 (841 amino acids)
Biological process (GO): sensory perception of umami taste; G protein-coupled receptor signaling pathway
Cellular component (GO): membrane
Molecular function (GO): G protein-coupled receptor activity
Source: RefSeq, a predicted model, not a curated record